AUGGGUUGUGGACAAAGUAUACUACAAAAACAUUCUAAUAAAAAUAAAAAAGAUUAUAAUGGUAAUCAUAAUUUAAUAAAUAACAACAAAAAACAGGCUUCAGCUGAAUUAACUGUUAACCGUCAAUCUCGAAUUAACCCAAAACCAAAUAUAAUACCUAGUUUAAAUUCUAAUACUCCAAAUUAUUCUAAAACUACUAAUAAAAAUCAAAAUAAUACAUUUUCUAAUGGUAAUAAUAGUCAAAGAAACAGUAGAUCAGCUAAUGGUAAAAAUUAUAGUAACAACACUACUAAAUUGCAACAACUUGCUAGUGUUGAAUCUACUUAUUCCAAUGAUAAUAAUGAUAAUGGUGGGAAUAAUUUUAUUGAUGAUAUUAAUUGUCCUACUAAAAAAGAGAGUGAUAUUGUUUUUAGCGUUAAUAAGUAUAAUAAAAUGAGAAGUAAUUCUCCACCAAUGUCUAUUAAAUCUGCAAUUUUAAUACAAAAAUGGUAUAGAAGAUGCCUAGCACGACUUGAGGCACGAAGAAAAGCAACAUGGACAAUUUUUACAGCACUCGAGUAUGCCGGAGAACAAGAUCAAAUAAAAUUAUAUAAUUUUUUUACUGAUAUAAUUUCAGCAAUGAUAAGUCAAGAAACAAUUACACAAAAUAAUGGAACAUUUAAUAGUGCUCUGGUAGAAUUUACAAAAUCAAAUGAUGUUACUGAAAUGGAACGUAUUUUGUUAGAAGCAACAAAUCCAGAUAAAUUUAAAAUUGAAAAAAAUUAUAAAGGUCCACAUAUAUCAUUGCCAUUAAAAAAUCAACACAUUGAACAGAUGAUAGAACAUUUUAAAAAUAAUAAAACUUUACAUAUAAAAUAUAUGUUUUUAAUAUUUCAUGAAGCAAGAAAAAUUCUCAAAAAUAUGCCUACAGUAGUUGAUAUGUCAACAUCAAUUGCUAAACAAAUAACUGUAUGUGGAGAUUUACAUGGAAAAUUUGAUGAUUUAUGUAUUAUAUUAUAUAAAAAUGGUUUUCCAUCAAUGGAUAAUCCAUAUGUUUUUAAUGGUGAUUUUGUAGAUAGAGGUGGACAAAGUAUAGAAAUAUUUAUUGUUCUUAUGUCAUUUUUAAUAUUAAAUCCUACCUCAUUUGUUGUAAAUAGAGGAAAUCAUGAAGAUCAUAUUAUGAAUUUAAGAUAUGGUUUUGUUAAAGAAAUUAAUGCUAAAUAUAAAGAUAAUACAAAUUCUAUAAUUAAAUUAAUUGAUGAUAUUUAUUCUUGGUUACCAUUAGCUACUAUAAUUGAAAAUCAAAUAUUUGUUACACAUGGUGGUAUAUCAAAUAAAAUAAAUUUAGAAAAAUUAAGAAAAUUACAAAGACAAAAAUAUAUAAGUGUAUUACGUCCUCCUGUUAAUGAAGAUACAGGAACUGGUAAAAAAGGUAUUAAUAGUGAAGAGUGGGGAUUAGUUUUAGAUAUGUUAUGGAGUGAUCCAAAAGCUCAAAAUGGUUGUAGUCCCAAUGUCUUUAGAGGAGGUGGCUCCUAUUUUGGUCCUGAUAUAACAAAAGAAUUCCUAGAUAAAAAUAAUCUAAAACUUAUAGUACGAUCUCAUGAAUGUAAAUAUGAAGGUUAUGAAUAUAUGCAUAACAAUACAUGUUUAACAAUUUUUUCUGCAUCAAAUUAUUAUGAAACAGGUAGUAAUAGGGGUGCUUAUGUUAAAUUUAUGGGAUCUCCUUUACAACCUCAUUUUAUUCAAUAUAUGGCAAGUAAAAUUCAUAGAAAAACUACUGUUCGUGAAAGAAUAAGUUUAGUUGAAGAAAGUGCUAUUAGAGAUUUGAGAGAAAAAAUUGCAGCACAUAGUAGUGAAUUACAAAGAGAAUUAGCAUUGUUAGAUCCACAUGAUACUGGAAAAAUAUCAUUACACCAAUGGUGUCAAAUAGUAUCAAGUACCACAAAAUUGAAUGUUCCAUGGAGAGCAUUAGCUCCAAAAUUAGUUAAAGUUGACUGUGAUGGUAAAUCUGUUUUUUAUAAAAACAUUCCAACAGUAAAAUUUGGAAGAGAAGUACGUGAAAGAGAUAGUGCUGGAAUAACAGAAACAUUCUAUCGUCAUAAAAAUAUUUUAGAAACUUUAUUUAGAUUUAUGGAUAAAGAUAAUUCUGGAAAAAUAUCAAUGCAAGAAUUUAUUGAAGGUUGUAAAGUUUUGGAAGAAUUUACAAAAUUGUCAUUUGGUGAAGAUGAUAUAAAAGAAAUUGCAGAAAGUAUAGAUUUUAAUAAAGAUGGUUUUAUAGAUCUUAAUGAAUUUAUGGAAGCUUUUAGAUUAGUUGAUAAAACCAGAUAA
This is a messenger RNA of Strongyloides ratti, 2307 nucleotides long. Its product is annotated as Serine/threonine-protein phosphatase rdgC. Lineage: Eukaryota; Metazoa; Nematoda; Chromadorea; Rhabditida; Strongyloididae. Gene Ontology annotation, biological process: detection of stimulus involved in sensory perception. Gene Ontology annotation, cellular component: cytosol; nucleus. Bases 1 to 2307 code for a protein of 768 amino acids. The record is from RefSeq and is a predicted model, not a curated record. The transcript is spliced from 5 exons. Gene Ontology annotation, molecular function: iron ion binding; protein serine/threonine phosphatase activity; manganese ion binding.